This is a messenger RNA of Rhopilema esculentum, 3079 nucleotides long. RefSeq names its product carnitine O-acetyltransferase. The record is from RefSeq and is a predicted model, not a curated record. Lineage: Eukaryota; Metazoa; Cnidaria; Scyphozoa; Rhizostomeae; Rhizostomatidae. Gene Ontology annotation, molecular function: acyltransferase activity.
CAAAGUUCAUCAUAACAUUUCAAAGAGCAGGCUGCAAACGUGGACAGCUCAUUGAAUUUUUCUGCAAUUUUGAGCUGGUAUGCUUGCCAGGAAGGUUGGCGAAUCCUGCCUGAAGGUCAUGUCAGUGUCUACAAACAGCUCAGGACUGAAGAUGACAAACUUGGCAAAGCAUUUACCAGCUAUUGGGAAGAAAUACUCAACAUUCAAAUAUGAAAUGUCUCUGCCUCGUUUGCCAGUACCACCCCUGCAGCAAACAAUGGACAAAUAUCUUCUUUCUGUCAAACCUUUAUUGACUGAAGAUGAGUAUGCAUGCACUAGGGAGGUUGUUGAUGAUUUUAGGAAACCAGGUGGUGUCGGAGAGGCACUUCAGGACAAGCUUGUUAGUAGAGCAAAUAAAAUGGAAAACUGGUUAGCAGAAUGGUGGGAUGAUGUUGCCUACCUUGGCUAUGAAAAUCCAGUUGUUGUCCAUUCAAGCCCUGGCAUCUCGUUCCCUAAGAUUGCAUUUGCAUCAAAAUUAGACCAACUUAGGUAUUGUGCAAAAGCUAUAAGGGCUGUUCUUGGAUUCAAAUCUCUUAUUGACAGUGAACAGCUUCCAGUUGACAUGCAAGGAAAAGACCCAGUGACCAUGGUUCAAUACAACAAGCUCCUUUCAAUAUGUCGAAUUCCACAUCCAACAACAGAUUUCACAAUAACCACACCAAGUUAUCAAUCAAGGCAUAUUAUUGUCAUGUCUAACAAUCAGGCAUUUGAAAUGGAUGUAUACAAAGGUGAAGAGCCUUUAUCAGAAACCGAGUUGCUAGGCCAACUAGAUGCAAUUGAUAAAAUGUCAAAUGCAAGCUCAGAUUAUCCUUCAAUUGGGGUUCUUACAACAGCAGAAAGAAGAAUUUGGGGAAAAACAUACAGAAAAUUGAAAAGAGGAUCUACCGCUGGAGACGUCUUUCGGGCUUUGAGAAAGACAUAUGACAAAUCAAGUGCAGAUCCAAUUAACCGUGGAAGCUUGGACAGAAUAAUAAAAUCGAUAUUUGUUCUUUGCCUUGACAAAUCUCAUGGGCCACCUUCAAACACGCCAACUGUCAGUGAAGAUCCAACGUUGACAAAUUCAGUAAAUCAAAUGCUGCACGGAGGAGGAUCCUCUCUCAAUAGCUGUAAUCGUUGGUUUGACAAAGCAUUUCAGCUCAUCGUAUCAGAAGAUGGCCUUGUUGGCUGUAACUACGAACACUCCAGUGCUGAAGGCCCACCCAUUCAAACAUUAUGCAAUCACAUCAUUCGAUCAUGUACCUUUGAGGGCGGGGAGACAAUAAUGCCUGCAAGGACAAUUAUAGAACCCAAACGAUUGCAAUGGAAGCUUUCAAAAGAGAUGGAAGAGAAAAUAGAAGAAGCAAAAGAAUCGAUUGACCAGCUUGUUGAUGACGUAGACAUGAAAGGAAUCAAGUACAUGGCCUGUGGAAAGAAUGUACCCAAAGCUAACAGAAUGAGUCCAGAUGCAUUUAUUCAAAUCGGCCUUCAACUGGCUUAUUACCGGCUACAUGGUCAAAUGGCCCCAACAUAUGAAAGUGCUUCCACCAGAAAAUUCAGAUUGGGAAGAACAGAAACCAUCCGUGUAGCAUCCCUUGCUGCGAAGGAGUUCUGUGAAGCUAUGACGUCAGGCCAAUCAAAUGAAGCAUUGAAGAGAGAGUUGUUCAUGAAAGCAGUUGCUGGUCACGCAAAGUAUACGAAAGAGGCAAUUAAUGGUCAAGGUGUAGACCGUCAUUUGCUUGGUUUGAAAUUAAUUUGCAUGGAGUCUGGAAUGAAAAUACCGGAAAUAUUCAGAGAUAAAGCGUAUAAUUACAGUUUACACUUCAAAUUAUCGACCAGUCAGGUACCAUCACCGCACGACACUGUUUUGUGUUUUGGUCCCGUCGUUCCGGAUGGCUAUGGCGUUUGCUAUAACCCAUUAGAAAAACAACUCAAUUUUGCGGUUGCAGCGUUCAAUUCCAACCCAGAGACUAAUGCGGGUCGCUUCGGAGAAUCGUUGAAACAAAGUUUUGAUGACAUUCAGAAGAUCCUAUUGCAACCUAAGCUUUGACGAACAGGGCCCUCGGUUUCAUUACCUGUAGCAUGAUGUCAUUAUAGAAUUAAGCGGAUGCAAAGUGUCUAGCUAGCUCCUUGUAACUAUUUAUUGCUUAUGCAUAAUGAAUCCUUAUAAAGCUUUUUGAUGCUGUUUUACAGUAUAUUUUCCUUCAGUUUCCUGUAUGUAUGUUGGCAUUGCAUGUUUUGUCACGUAUCGUUUCAUUUUCCAGUCUAUGUAAUUAGUUAUGUCUAACUUUAUUUCAAUUUAUGAUAAGACCUCAAAGCUAAUUUUGGUCCUGAGUGUCUUCAUCUUUCAUCGCCGCCUACAGGUUUAUCUAAAGGACAUGGAAAAUCCUUGAGAUACAUUUUGAUUCAAGUAUCCUAAGGUAGGUUUUUUUUUUGGCAUACUUCAAAAACCCUAGAGCACGAGAUAAUUAGCGCGUUGGUCGUCGGUUUGAGUGCGUUGCUCUUCGCGAGGCCCACAAAAAUCAUCAUUAACAAAUAAUUUAAUUCAGGUGUCUGUUUAAAUUCAGUUGUUUUUCACGCAGCUUUCUUGGUGUGUGGAUUUUUUUCUAAAAAUGAUCGAGAUUUCUAAAAAUGUAAGUCACUCCAUAAAAAUGACACACAUCCUUGGUGGAAUUCCUUUUGCUUAUCUGAAUAUCCCAAGAAAUCAUUUGGUUUUGGUGGAAAUCUCGUACGUUGUUCACAAGAGUGAAUUGUCUGCAAGAUAUCGUUCUCGUUGUAGCUCAUGGUGUACUACCUGUAUAAUUAGUCGUUUUAAAAGUAUGGGAGUCGUUUUAAUCGAAAAAUAAAAUAUCCGGCGUCGUUAUGGAAGUGGUCCUUAAUGUUUUCAAGUGCCAUGUCCCUAAACUCCAUCUUUAUUGGCCUUUUGAUUAAAUAAUCGCAUUUAUUUGUAAUGAAAAUGUCAUGCAGCCGUGUUCUACUCCUCUUCCUUUAAGUAUAGUAAAAGGAAGAACAGUUUAUCACAAUUUUGCUGAGGUUCGUUCAUUAAAACUAAUUUGUUUUAUCA